Molecule: messenger RNA, 662 nt
Organism: Onthophagus taurus
Lineage: Eukaryota; Metazoa; Arthropoda; Insecta; Coleoptera; Scarabaeidae
Source: RefSeq, a predicted model, not a curated record
UCCAACAGAGGAAGACAAUUCUUCAUAUCAUCUCAAAAAAUAUUAUAUUUCGGUGUGUGUAACUCAAAUUUUAUUAAAAAAAGUAUUUUAAUACAAACAAUUUGUUUAUAAAAAAAUGAUUAUUUCAUUUUCGAUUUGAUUUAAUUUAAUUUUCGGUUUAUCUUUAAAUAAUCAUGAAAAUUUUUGCGGAAAUCUUAACCAAAAAUAGAAGAAUGAACUUUCCUAAAAGAGCCAGUGAAUUAAUAGCUUUAAUGGCUUUAUCGACAACAUUCUUUUUGUUUCUGCAUACGAGAGAUUUAAAUACAAGAUUGCGCGAGAUGGAGGUGAAAUUGCAACCAGAAGACAUUCUUACGGCCAAUCAAAUAGUUUCAGGUGAUAGCGCUCCCGCAACGGCCACAAGAGUAAAAACGAUGAUGAAGCUUCUGCAAAGCACUGGAAAGUUUCAGAUGACUUCUUUGGAACCGUACCAGUUGAAUAACACGAAAAAAGCAAAGCGAGACAUACUCUUUUUCAACCGAGUUCCAAAAGUUGGGUCUCAAACUUUUAUGGAACUUUUACGAUUACUCAGCAUGAGAAACGAAUUUGAAUUUCAUCAGGAUCGCGUUCAAAGAGUUGAAACUAUCCGAUUAGCCCCCGAAGACNGAAUUAAGUUUUAUUUUUAG